AUGCGUCCUCCAUCGUACCGGGGAGCUCGCGGUUCAGCAGGGCGCACGAGCACGGGAGGUCGAAGCGGCUUACGUUUCGACGGCCGGGGGCGCGGUCGCGGCCGCAGUGGACAAUUUCGUGAUGAAGGCCCGCCGAGCUCACUUGAAGAGAUCGGUACUUUCUUACACGCUUGUGAAGGUGAGAUUGUGUGUCUAUCGACGAACAAGAAGGUACCGUAUUUCAACGGAGCAGUUUACCUUGAAAACAAGACCCAGGUUGGGAAGGUCGAAGAAAUAUUUGGUCCAGUAAAUGACAAGAUGUUUACUGUGAAACUCAUUGAAGGAGUUAACGCAGAGUCGUAUGAGAAAGGUGCAAAGUUCUACAUCAGUCCAGACAAGCUCCUACCAGUUGAGCGUUUCAUCAACCCAGUGAGUGGUGGCAGAGCGAGCGGUAGAGGCCGAGCAGGGAGAGCCCCCGGGAUGAGAGGAGGUCGAGGAGGUCGAGGUACAGCACGGGGCGCUGCAAGAGGCCGAGGCGGUAGAUCACGUUUCUGA
This is a messenger RNA of Ostreococcus tauri, 534 nucleotides long. RefSeq names its product Translation elongation/initiation factor/Ribosomal, beta-barrel. The transcript has 7 exons. The record is from RefSeq and is a predicted model, not a curated record. Gene Ontology annotation, biological process: ribosome biogenesis; snoRNA guided rRNA pseudouridine synthesis. Gene Ontology annotation, molecular function: box H/ACA snoRNA binding. NCBI's taxonomy places the organism in Eukaryota, Viridiplantae, Chlorophyta, Mamiellophyceae, Mamiellales, Bathycoccaceae. Bases 1 to 534 code for a protein of 177 amino acids. Gene Ontology annotation, cellular component: box H/ACA snoRNP complex.